Mastomys coucha (southern multimammate mouse) is the source of this 3088-nucleotide messenger RNA. It is a transcript of the gene Cacnb3, whose product is annotated as calcium voltage-gated channel auxiliary subunit beta 3. The coding region runs from base 694 to 2148 and encodes 484 amino acids. The record is from RefSeq and is a predicted model, not a curated record. The transcript has 13 exons. Gene Ontology annotation, molecular function: protein binding; high voltage-gated calcium channel activity. Gene Ontology annotation, biological process: neuromuscular junction development; calcium ion transmembrane transport; chemical synaptic transmission. NCBI's taxonomy places the organism in Eukaryota, Metazoa, Chordata, Mammalia, Rodentia, Muridae. Gene Ontology annotation, cellular component: voltage-gated calcium channel complex.
GGAUCACCUGAGACCUCUCCCCAUCUGCCGCCCGUCCUCCAUUUUCCUGUCUCCGCGUACUCCCUGCCUCCAGUCCUCCCCUCUCUUCAGCCAUCCUCCCCGCCGCCCGCACCCUCUCCAUCCUCCACCGGGGUCGAGUCUCGUCGCGGCGUCUCUCCUCUUCCCCUCCCCCGCGCCAGCCCUUUGUUUCCCGGCGGAGCAGUUCCUGGGUUGCUAGAGUCCCUGUCUCCGCAUCUCUCCUCGCCCCGCCUCCUCCCCGCCGGGAUCCGCCCCGCCCGCAGCCUCUCCGCCCUUCUUCCCCGCCGCCUCGGCCCCGGAGGUGCCGGGGACCCACCUUCCUUACUCGCGUGCGCCCGAUUCCGCAGCCCCGGCGGGUCCCCCGGCCGCCGCGCCCCCGCCGCCCGCGUCUUCCUGGGAGGGGGUCAGGUGGGCGGGCACUAUUGUUGUGGGAGCCGGCGGCGGAUUCCUCAGCCGCGCUGGCGCGCUCGGGGUGGGACCGGCUGGGCUGGGGGGUGGGGAGGGGAGCGGUGAUCUGAGCUGCGAGCAGCUGGUCUUCGCGGCUCGCUCCUUCCUUCGCGCUCGCGCUCUCCGCCGCCGCCCGCAGGGCUGCGCGGCUCGGUGGCAUCUCGGGCGCGGCCCGCCGUCCUCGCACCCGGCGCCGCUCGCUCCCCCCACCCCACCCCGGACUCCCCCAUGUAUGACGACUCCUACGUGCCCGGGUUUGAGGACUCGGAGGCGGGUUCAGCCGACUCCUACACCAGCCGCCCCUCUCUGGACUCGGACGUCUCUCUGGAGGAGGAUCGGGAGAGUGCCCGGCGAGAAGUGGAGAGUCAGGCUCAACAGCAGCUGGAAAGAGCCAAGCACAAGCCCGUGGCAUUUGCUGUGAGGACCAAUGUCAGCUACUGUGGAGUUCUGGAUGAGGAGUGCCCAGUCCAGGGCUCUGGAGUCAACUUUGAGGCCAAAGAUUUCCUGCACAUUAAAGAGAAGUACAGCAAUGACUGGUGGAUCGGGAGGCUAGUGAAAGAGGGCGGAGACAUCGCCUUCAUCCCCAGCCCCCAGCGCCUGGAGAGCAUCCGGCUCAAACAGGAACAGAAGGCCAGGAGAACUGGGAACCCUUCCAGCCUGGGUGACAUUGGCAACCGGCGCUCUCCUCCUCCGUCUCUAGCCAAGCAGAAGCAAAAGCAGGCGGAACAUGUGCCCCCGUAUGAUGUGGUACCCUCCAUGCGGCCCGUGGUGCUGGUGGGACCCUCUCUGAAAGGUUAUGAGGUCACAGACAUGAUGCAGAAGGCUCUCUUCGACUUCCUUAAACACAGGUUUGAUGGAAGAAUCUCCAUCACCCGGGUUGCAGCCGAUCUCUCACUGGCCAAGCGGUCUGUGCUCAACAAUCCUGGCAAGAGGACUAUCAUUGAGCGCUCCUCCGCCCGCUCCAGCAUUGCUGAAGUGCAGAGUGAGAUUGAGCGCAUAUUCGAGCUGGCCAAAUCCCUGCAGCUAGUGGUGUUGGACGCUGAUACCAUCAACCACCCAGCACAGCUGGCCAAGACCUCGCUGGCCCCCAUCAUCGUCUUUGUCAAAGUGUCCUCGCCAAAGGUACUGCAGCGACUGAUCCGUUCCAGGGGAAAGUCCCAGAUGAAACACCUCACCGUACAGAUGAUGGCGUACGAUAAGCUGGUCCAGUGCCCACCAGAGUCAUUCGAUGUGAUUCUGGACGAGAACCAGCUGGACGACGCCUGCGAGCACUUGGCCGAAUAUUUAGAGGUUUACUGGCGAGCGACUCACCACCCAGCCCCUGGCCCCGGACUGCUGGGUCCGCCGAGCGCCAUCCCUGGACUUCAGAACCAGCAGCUGCUGGGGGAGCGAGGGGAGGAGCACUCACCCCUGGAGCGGGACAGCCUGAUGCCCUCCGACGAGGCCAGUGAGAGCUCCCGCCAGGCCUGGACCGGGUCUUCACAACGCAGCUCUCGCCAUCUGGAGGAGGAUUAUGCAGAUGCCUACCAGGACCUGUACCAGCCUCACCGCCAGCACACCUCGGGGCUGCCCAGUGCUAACGGGCAUGACCCCCAAGACCGGCUCCUAGCCCAGGACUCGGAGCAUGACCACAAUGACCGGAACUGGCAGCGUAACCGGCCUUGGCCUAAGGACAGCUACUGACCACCUCCUGCCCUACCCUGGCAGGCACAGGCACAGCGGCUGGGGUGUCCACCUCAGGCAGGUUGGAGUUAGAUUGGCAUUAGGCUGCCGUUAGGUUCAGCUCACACAACCCUCUGCCCAGCCCCAGGUCCAGGGCUGACUGUGGUCCCAAGGUUCUGGGAGAAGCAAGGGGCCCCCUCACCUCCUGGGCACAGUGACCCCGUAGGUUCUCAACCAGGUACUAGCCGUGUUCUACAUCCUUGGCACCUUCCCCUGCAUAAGAGGCUGCCCCAGUGGGCAAUGAUCUCAGGCCAGGAUCACUUAGCAGGGGCCUUCCAGCCAGAAUGGAUGCCCCUCUAAAUAGCAAGAGGGUGUGAGUGUGGGCAAUACAGCAUGAGGAAGAAACGUGGUUCCUAAGUAAAGGGACUCCAUUCACGUCACUGCCACACAUCAGAAAUGAAGCAAUCAGAGCUCAACAUGGCGGCACUUAUGUCCCAUCAGCUGGGGUGGGCGCUUACACCUAAGACUGGAGCAGUACAGGCGAGGCAGGACAGACAGACUCACAGCUGUAGCUCUGUUAGAAAAUGGCCCUCCUCACUAAACCAGGAAGCUUAGCAUCUGGCAAGACUAGGGAACUGGGGCAUAGUCAAGCCAAGAGCCAGCCUGGACUGCGGGGGAGGGUGGAACAGCUUCCGGCCCCCCUUGCUUUUCCCAUUCUUUGCCCUUGCAUCUGUCAUUUCUGUUCUUUCCUUCCAUGCCUCCUGCAAGAUAGGGGCUCCCUGACUCAUAGCUGCCACUUAAGUUAGGGUUAGACGAGAGAACAGGACUCAGUGGACAGCCCCAAGAGGCUGCCCACCUGCCUUCCCUUGCCUUAUGGCUCUAGCGUGUGACCUACAGAGCAUGCUCCAUUAAGAACCCGCCCCACCUCAUUGUCAUCUCCAAUAAAACACCGCACACAGUC